AUGGCGCUCCCGUUGCCGAAAUGGAACCAAAUGGUUAUCGGAGGAGAGCCUGUGUAUGAAGACCACCCACCAGAGAUUCAAGUCUCUCAACUGGUGAAGAAAAGUGGUCCCUCCGUGUUUGCCGCAAGCCCGGAGACAGUGGAUCCCUCCACGGCUACGGAGCCUGUAACCCCUAUUCUUACCAGCUCCGAAGAAGAGAAGGCCGCUGUUGCUGUUACCACUCCUGCGGAAGAAGACGCUACUCCAGCCAAGUCCUCGGAGGCUGUGGAUCCCUCCGCUACUUCUGCUGACAGCGUCGAAGGCGAGACGUCCCCCAAGAUGGCCGCCGAUGCUAAGUCUGCUCCCGCGGAUGAUGCCGCUGACGUAGCUGCCCAGGCUUCGGACCAGCCUGCACCGCAGACAGCGAUUGGACCCCGCGAUGACCACCAGGAGGCACUGGAACCGCCCAUGCCGUGGGAAAUUACUGUCUACGCCCAGACGGCUUGGGAAUACAAGUCCGCCAUAGAAGAAUGGGUCAAGCAGGUAGUAGAUGACCCCCAGCCAGGAGACCCCAAACUCACCAGGCGGACAGGGACAGUCCUCUGGUUUUCAGUUGAGAGAGGAGUGGUAUUUCUCCAAGACAGUCACUCUGGGUCAGAGAUCUUUGUGGGCCGCCGCUCAGUCAAGCGACAUUACCUGCCACAGGCCCGUCACAACCUGUACGCAGGGGACCAGGUGGAAUACACCCCUAUGCGUUCAGUCCAAGGACCCUUUGCUGCCGGUGUGACUCUACUGGACAAACCAUUAACCCCUUCAGUCACCCCAGAGGUCUGGCAGGAAGACCCAGGCUCUGCAGGGAAGGUCCGUUCUUUACAAGAGACCCCAGCUGGCAGGUUGCGUUUCAGGGAGCAUCCCCAGCCAGCACCUGCACCACUUAUCCCUGACCUGGCUGCACCACCAACACUACGGGUGGGCCAUUUUAACAAUUCCGUGUUGACCUUUAACCCCAGGGUGCAACCCUACGUACUGCCUUGGAAGCUGCCCCAGGCACCUGCAAGUAGCCUUCCAGAACCCCUUCAGCCGGAGCUCCACACAAGACAUGGUUCAGUCAGGGCCCUUCCGACUCUGGGAAAGGCCGUAAAUCCCAGGUUUGAUUGGCAGACCAGGUGUGGAGUCAUAAAUGGUGGCCAGGACAUUUGUGAGGAUAUCUCGGAUCAUGUGGAACAGAUCCAUGCUCUGCUGGACACCGAGUUUUCCCUGAAGCUCCUGUCAUACUCUGUAAAUGUGAUUGUUGACAUACAUACAGUGCAGCUCUUGUGGCAUCAGCUGCGGGUGUCUGUGCUGGUCCUGAGGGAGAGGAUCCUACAAGGGCUGCAGGACAGCAACGGCAACUAUACACGGCAGACGGACAUCCUGCAGGCAUUUACAAAGGAGGAACAAGAGGAUAGGCUGGAUGCUCUCACUGAAGUUGAUGGCUCUGGUCAAUUAACCAUUAGAUGCCCACCAGAUUAUCUCUCUCUUGAUUGUGGGAUUACUGCCUUUGAGUUAUCAGACUACAGUCCUAGGGAGGAGGAUACGUCACCUCUCCCUGCGAAGCCCUUGGAAGAUUGGACAUUUAACGCUAUGCAACAGGAGUUUCCAGAUCUGGUUAAGGGGCCAGGCUUGCUGACAGUGAUUCCUGACAAAGAGAUAAUCCUCGAUGCUGAGGUGGAACAAGAUUCAGCACCUAAAAUGAUUGACGAACCAGGGCAGCAGUCUCUUAAAAUGUUCACUCCCAGUGAAAGCACCACACCAAAAAGACCUCUUCAGGAGAGUAGUGACCAUGGAGGAGACUCCCCCACUCGUCCCUCCUUGCCAAAGAAGGGACUGUUUCUGAAUGAUGUGACUAACUGGGCACCAGCAGACAACCAGUCGUUCAAUGAACCUAACUCUCCUUUACCAGAAUGUCCCACCUCCCCCAAAAUUCACUUUGGUCUUAGCUUGACUCCCACAUACUCCACAGUCCAAUCAUCUCUUCAAAGCCAGGUACCUGAAGAUGAUGUCACAAAACAAAAUAUAGUGGGAAGAAAGAACUGCAGUGAGGGGCACCAGUGUCUGGAUAGCAGAGAAUCAUCCAGCAAUGCUGAUCAUUCAAACUGCAGCACACCAAAUGAAAAUCAGAAAGAUCAACAGGAUAACAGACUGCUUGAUUCACCACCACAGAAUUUAGGGACAGACAGUUGGUAUGGGUCAGAUGAGUUCCUAGCUUUACCGUCACACUUACACCAAGCAGACCUCCUUACCUUGCACCUAGGUAGCCUUUCACAGCUGGUAUCUCCAACUCCUGGAGAGCCCCAACCACCACUGAGGGAUGUAGAGGAUUGGGAGAUCAGUUCAGGCUCAGAGCUUGGGCCCAGCUCUCCCCGUUGUAUGUCUCCAAGUACUCCCAGUGAGAUGGCAUUGUAUUUAAAUGGCAGUGGCCGAUCAACUCCACAGUUUGGUGCUCCAGCAAACAGUGUACGACAGAACAGAGCAGCACUUAUACAGAGGCUAAUGUGGGAUAUACAGAGACAGGACAAUGAUCGGCAUGUGUGGGAAAAAAUUCAGGGCUUUGUAUCCAAGCUUGAUAAAUUUAUCCACUGGUUGCAAGAUGCUAUGGAAGCCACCGAGAACUGGACCUCUCCUCAGCCUGAAACAGAGGCCCUACAACUCUAUCUUCAUACACACCUGAACUUUAAGCAGAGUGUGGAUGGUCACUGUUCACUAAAGGAUGCAGUCCUAGAAGAAGGUCAUCGACUAAUGGAAGUGCUGGUUUCUCACAGACCAGGAUUUCAAGAGAUGCUGCAGAUGAUAACUACACAGUGGAAGGAGCUGCAGAAACAGAUACGAAGGCAGCAUGGCUGGAUUAUGGGUGCUCUUGAUACACUCAAGGCAGAAAUUCUUUUGAAAGAUGAGUUUCCAGAAGAUGUAAGUGAAUCACAGGUAAAUGAACCUCUCAGUCCCUUACAAGCUCAGAGAGAUGCAGUAACCAAGAUGUCACUACAGCUGAACAGCACAGAGUAUACUGAGACCAGCCAUCAUUUUGAUCCACCUCCACCGAAAAGUAGCAUGAGAUGUGACAGUGUCCAUGACUUGGAGGGAGACUGCCAGGAAUUUUGGGACUGGUUGCUUGACAUGGAGGCUACUGUACAGAACAGUCUUGGAUUAUUGGUUUCUGAAGAGCAACAUCUACAGAUGUGCAAGAGAUGCAGUGUGGAGUUAUCACUGAGAGAGGAUCGAGUGCACUCUUUAUUACGUCAGCUGGCAACCUUGAGGAGUGAAGGUGCUACAUUACCUGACAGUGCUGCUGACAAAGAAGAGUUAAUUAGAGAGAAGUGGGAUAUGCUAAAGAAAUCUCUUGCAGAAGCACUGUCAAGUUGUGUGUCCCAUCCUGUACUCUCACCUGGCAGUGGGAAUCUAGUGCGGCAGCUGGAUCAGCGAGUCAAAGAGCUGAAAUCAUGGCUUAGAGAUACUGAGUUAGCGUUGUAUAACUCCAGUUUGAGAGUAGGGAAAAAGGAGAAUCGUAAAGAAAUACUCCAAAGAGAGCUGCACCAAUUCCAGAGUCUAUGCUCUGAACUCAAGUUGCGUAGACGUGGUGUGGCAUCCAUCCUGCGUUUAUGUCACCAUCUUCUAAACCUCCAGGAACAGAUUCCACAACAUGAUGCUCCCAACCUUCAGCUUCUUAGUGUCAAUUUAGAGAGGAGGUGGGAAGCCAUUGUGAUGCAGAGUACACAGUGGCAGAGGCGCCUACAGAGAGAACUAGGAGAAGAGCAGGAGAUGGAUCUACUGGUGGACCCUGAUUGGGCUGAUUUAAGUAGUGCUCCUGGUGAGGAAGCCUUGGAAUGGGAUGAGACUGAUAUCACAACUGAGGCCAUAUGUGGUGAUCAGGAUAACGAGAAAAUAAAAGAGGAGACUUUUCUUUCAGGUGUAAGACAUUGUUGGAGACAAGGCGAUUCAGCUCAAGCUCAACAACAAAGUUCCCUCCAAACAUCUGCUGUGUAUCAUGUCUAUAGUGUGCAUGAUAUGGAGCUUUUCAGAACUAACCUAGGGCCUUCACUUAAAGAUGCAUCAAAGAAAUCUGGCACCGUAGCACCUCUCUCUCUUUCUCUUCUACAAGGAUUUCCAUUUUUAUCAUUGCCAGACUUAGCAAAUGGAUCUUCUCAAACUCCUGAUUUCCAUCUGACAAAACAUCAAAAGGACUCAUGUGGCCACUCUGAGAGUGAGAGUGGAAUUGCAAGUGGAGAAGGUGUGACUGCUGCCAAUUCAGAAGGAUGUUUAUCCCUUGAUGGGGAAAUACCACAAGGGUGUUUAGUUCAAAAUGUGGAUGUUGGGCAAGUUGAGGAGAAAGAAAAUGGACAUAAACAGUAUUCCAUAAUAAAAGCACAAAGUCAGCUUGCAUUUAUUGAUACUUCACAAUUACAAUCUGAUAAACUAAAACUUGUGAUGCUGGAAAAGACUCAGAGGCUAAUGCCUAGUUUUUGUCUCCCAAGUAUUCCAGGUCAGACUUGUACAAACAGAACAAUGCUUAAAGCUAGCUCAGAAGACCAUAGUCCAGUAGAUGAAGUUGAGGACUUUAUUGAAGUACUGAGUGCUGAAAACACUACCCUUAAUUCAUCAUCACUGGAAUCUCUGUCAGGAGCUGGUGAAGUUCUAGAAUCUGCAGUUCUCAGGCGUAGUGUGUCUCUUGAGAGCUGGCCAGCCUCAUAUAAGAGCAAUGAAGACCUAUUUAGUCAGCAAGGUUCAGCUGAUGUUACCCCAGGUAGUGAACCAGGAGAAGAAUUAAGUAAGCGUACCUUGGACCUACUAAAAAGACUGGAAGACAUUGAAUGCCCAUUGGAACAGAAAAUGAAGCGUAGUCUUUCUGAUGAAAUUACUCUAAGGAGUGGUUCUCAGAAGGCAUCACUUAAUGGUUUGCACUCCCCACAAGAUAAAGAAUCAUCAGGAAAUGAAGAUGUUGGUUCUGAGCUGACCGAACUGAGUAGCAGUGAGGAAAUUUCACUAAGAUCUGAAGAUAUGGUUAUGUUAAAAGGACGACUAGGGCUGCUCAAUUCCAAUGCCUCUUUCCGCAAGCACUUGAGUCGUUCUCUAGGGGGAGAGGAAGGUGAAGCCAAUCUAAGCAUGAUUGUUAAUGUAUCAUGUACCUCAGCCUGCACUGAUGAAGAAGACGACAGUGACUUGUUGUCGAGUUCCACUCUCACAUUAACCGAGGAAGAGGAGGAAGAGGAACUUGAGGAGCCAAACUCUAGUUUGGGAAGUGAAGAUGAAACUGGGGAUGGCACAGAUUUGCCCCUAGGGUCUGAUUUCAUUAGAAGAGAGCUGCAGGCCUGGAUAAGGCCUUCAUUCUUUUUUCCAGGAGAAAGAAGAAAAAUUAAUCGACUAGUACAAGACUUGUCUGGGGCACCUAAAUCUGAGAAGGGUUUGCAGUUUUCUGUACAAAGACAGAAAAAGAGCAAUGGAAAUGAAAAAGAUACUAGCAAGGUUUUGACAAAAGUAGGUGAUAAAGAGACAUUAAUGAACUCAACUCAGCUGGUUGAUGAUAUGGAGAAUGGAAACAUAAAUAAUAGGGAAAUUACAAUGAAAGACAGUCUGGCCAAAAGAAUCAUCCCCGAAAAAAAAGUGAAAUCUGGACCAUAUCCAUCAAUAUCAAUUACCAAGACAGAAAAACUUCAUCCUCCAAGCAUGCCGGCAUUGGCCUUCCACAAGCCCCGUGAGCUAGGACCAUCUUCUAAAAGAAAGAGCAACUUACGAGUUACAAGUGAUUCAGUUGCUGAUGUAGAUAUGCUUGAUAGCAGUUCAUUGCCACAUGAAAAAGAUCCAACUUCUUCUAUUGUUUCAGGGUCAGCAAAUGAGGGGUCUUGUUCUUGUCAUAGCCCUGCACAUGAAAGGUCUAGUACCCCGGAUUGUUCUGUACAAGACUUUGUAAAGGAAAUUCUGGGCAUGACAUCUAAUGCACUCCACAGAUCAUCACCACAAUAUGCCCAGAAGCAAGGAACUGGGGCGCAAAUCAGGGAAAAAGUGUUGGAACAUUCUCGCAAACAGCUUGAAAGAGGUGACUUCUACUCUUACCUAUCUCUUUCUUCUCAUGACAGUGAUUGUGGAGAGCUUAGUGGAUUGGCCAGAGCUACAACACCCCAUAUGCCAGUAGAUGGAUCCACAGAAGAUCAAAUAGAGACUAUGCUUGAGGCAUGUCCAGAUGAAAAGACAGAACAGACAAGUGAUGAGUCUUUUGAACUUAAAGAUUCUUCCAAGAUGACAUCCUCAAACCCAAUAAUAAAAGCCUUGCCACUAAAAGAUACUGCUAUUAGGAGCUCUCAGAGCAGACCCACAAUCUCAGGGCAACAAUCUACCAACAUAGUUUCGGCCCGGAAAUUUCCAGAUCAUUCAACUGUUGCUGCAAAAGGAAUCAAUAACAAAAUAUCUUACAAGAAACUGCCUUCCACUAAAGAAGUUCGCCCAGAGCCUAAAAGCAAAAGUUCUGUAAAGCCUGCAGUCUCUAGCCUGCCUAUACUGCACAAGAGGGUCAGAGACCAAAGGACAAUGCCAACAAAUGGUGCAAAUCUUGGUGCAGGGCAUCAGAAGAGAUCAUUAAAUGGAUUCAAAACCAACAAGGACUUGUAAAUCUUCUUUGCUAGGGCAAAUCCUUUACGAGGGUGAUGGUAGCAGUGUUGUAUGCACUGCUCUCAUAUCUAUGCUUCCUCUCGCACAGCAUCUUGGGAUUUCAUCAACUUGCUUUUUGUGAGAAACUAAAAAUGUAUAAACCCUUUGACUGCUUGGAUAUAAAACAGGGUAUAGAUGAUAAAUUGUUCUAUGCCUGGCAAUCACCAACAACACUGAGUAUGAGCCUUGCAUUUUUUGGUAAGACAGAAAAGACCUGAAAUGUUGGCUCUUGGGUGCUAAUAUAAAGAUACAAGCUCCUGGGGCUUUAAAACUAUUUGUUUUGGAGGCAGUAGAUGAAAAUGUGUUAUUGACGAUGGACAUAGUAAAGCAAAGUGAGACUCUAAAGGGAUAACAUUUUACCAAUCAUAUAAUAACCGAGGAAAUGUAGUUUGUGAGGAUCUAGGAAGGUAAAAUUAGUAUGGACAGAAAGCAAAUAAACAAGCAUGUGAACAAAGAAAAAUGAAAGUUUGAGAACUGAGAAAGCCUAGCAUGUAAGUGCAAAAGGGGUUAAAAUAGUGGAAAAUGCAAAGGUG
Molecule: messenger RNA, 7187 nt
Organism: Bufo bufo (common toad)
Lineage: Eukaryota; Metazoa; Chordata; Amphibia; Anura; Bufonidae
Gene: AKAP6
Product: A-kinase anchoring protein 6
Exons: 15
Coding region: 1-6615 (2204 amino acids)
Molecular function (GO): protein binding
Source: RefSeq, a predicted model, not a curated record